GUACUGCCAAAACAAGGUCGAUCUGUCAACUUCAAAGUUCACGAAAUUGGGAAUUUCACGGCAAUUGCGACGAAUUUUCCAAUUAAAAUUGGUUAGUGAAGUUAUUUUAAAAAGAAGUAUAAGGAAACAUAGAAGACGUGCCUUUAUUAUUGAAGUGUGUCAAUUAUCGAAGUCUUGUGUGUAGUUUCGAGUUGCGUGAAGUUAACUGCGCAUUAAUUUUCUUUUGGUUUAUGUCAAAAUAAAGACAUUUUCUUUCAAGAAAGAUAAAUUCCUAGAACUGGGAUGUUCAGAGAAUUUAUAAAAAUCAAUGUAAAUUGCUUUGAAUAUAAAUUGGGUUUGUAGUGUGGAGUUUUGGUAAACGUGAUAAACUGUGAUAAAAACAUAUUAAUAUCAUAAAAAAUGCCUCCUAAACAACGUAAAAUUGCUAUUAUGGGGUACAGGUCUGUUGGCAAAUCUUCAUUGAGUAUACAGUUCGUAGAAGGACAGUUUGUUGAUUCCUAUGAUCCAACAAUAGAAAACAUAUUUACAAAAACAAUAAGAAUUAAUUCUCAAGAUUAUGAAUUGAAAGUAGUUGAUACAGCUGGUCAUGAUGAAUACUCCAUAUUUCCAUCACAAUAUAGCAUAAAUGUGCAUGGUUAUGUCUUGGUAUACAGUAUUACAAGCUUAAAAUCAUUCGAAGUAGUCAAAACAAUACAUGAAAAGUUAUUGGAUAUAACAGGAAAAUCACAUGUACCUGUGGUAUUAGUUGGCAACAAAACUGAUUUGCACAUGGAAAGAACAAUAACAGCAGAUGAGGGAAAACGGUUGGCUGAUGAAUGGAGAGCCAUUUUUUUGGAAACAUCUGCCAAACAAAAUGCUUCUGUUUCGGAUAUUUUCCAAUUGUUGGUGACUGAAAUAGAGAAAGCUGAUGGCAAUAUAAGUGAGAAAUCAAACUGUUCAAUAUCUUAAUUUUCCCAAGCACUUAGUCAAAUUAAUUAUUUAAGUGAAAUUUAACCAUUCUUAUAACACUGGCAAAGUUGAUGUAAUUUUAAAUCUAUAUAUUAUUUUUGUAUUUAUUACAAAAGUGCUGUUGUAUAUGUUUAUACAUGAAAAGUAAACAAUAAGCAAAAUUUGUUGUAAUUUCAAAUCUAUAUAUUUU
Messenger RNA from Brassicogethes aeneus, 1138 nucleotides. The record is from the annotation of a GenBank genome assembly. Lineage: Eukaryota; Metazoa; Arthropoda; Insecta; Coleoptera; Nitidulidae.